Molecule: messenger RNA, 1680 nt
Organism: Besnoitia besnoiti
Lineage: Eukaryota; Apicomplexa; Conoidasida; Eucoccidiorida; Sarcocystidae
Exons: 6
Coding region: 1-1680 (559 amino acids)
Source: RefSeq, a predicted model, not a curated record
AUGGGGCAAGACCAGUCUGUUUUAGCGGACGACCAGAUCGACGAGGCGCAGAUUCGCCGCCGCCUCCGAGAUGAGAUGCGAACCGCGCGCAAAAGAAAGCCGGAGGCCAAACGGAGAGCAGAUGCGUUUAUGAAACACACCGAUGCGCCGAACCACAUCCGCGCGAUUCGCGAAGAGAAGAAGGAGCGCGUUCACGACGACAGCUUCGAGGGCACUUUCGAGAUCCAGGACCUCGUCCGGAAGAAAAAACCUCCACCCGAGGAAUUCAAGGCAAGUCGCCUCAAUCCCGAGUCUCUGCUCGUCUCUCUCCUCUCGCGCGGAUCUCGCAGCUUGUGGCGUGCCGCUCCCCUCUGUGCUGUCGCCGCUACGCCUUUGUCUCUCAUGUUCUCGGUCGAGGGCAAGCUGACGGAGCUGCCGGCGUCCGAUCUUCCCUCCCAGGAGACGGAGUCGGAGUCGUCGGACGACGAGGACCGCGGUCGGUACCAUUUCGAAGUCUCGACGCGGAAGCGCGGCGAGCCGCUGGCAGUCACCGAUCCGGAGGCGCAUCCAGUCAUGAUAGAGGGCGAGCGGGCUGUCGGCUAUGAGCUGCAUCUGAAAGACGAGUCGCUUUUCGCAAGGGAGUUCCCCGUAUUCCGCGUCGAGUGGUUCCUCGGGCUCGACGUCAACGACUCGGAUCGCUUCAGCGUCCACUUCGACCAAGAAGGCAGUCUCUCGCUCCCGUACCGCAUCCCGCAGGAGGCCGUCGGAAAGUUUGUCAUGGCCAAAGCGUACAGAAACGUCGAGGACCAGCUGCAGGACACGCAGCUCGGCGGUCAGGACGCGGGCGCCUACGACCCGCACGUCGGCGGCGUCCGCCACAGCGACUACCGGCCGCCGCCUGGAGUCGUCAAGGUCUGUUCGACGGCGGUCGUCGGACCAGUGUUGAUUUCCGACGCGUGCGCCUACGUGCUGCAGAAGGCGCUUUCGCGCGGGGGUUUCACGUGUGCGAUCAAGCUCCGUGACGUUUUCAAAGCAGACGAAUACCAGGGGGAGAAGAUUAUCUCGCUGGACGGCGCGCGGACUGCGGCGAAGAGCCGAAAGAAGCUGCCGGGGACUCUCCGCGUGGACAACUCAGGCAUCGUGGAAGUUGCCUACCGCGCCAGCGACCUGCAAGACCUGGAGGACGACUCCGCCGACGGAGGUAUUUUUGGCUAUUUGCCGGUCGGGGGGCUGCUCGGCCGCGAGACCACGGACCGCAAGCGCGGGGGCAGGCGCCCCGGCGGAGACAGCGACAGCGAAUCCGACCGCAUGGAGCGGUACGCGACGCCUCUGGACAAGGUCUAUGUACGGCCCUCCCGAGGCCAAAACACCAUGAUCGUCGCGACCGAGUGGAGGCCGCUUGACGAGAAGAAGGAGGGAAAACAAGAUAUCCUCCGACUCGAUAUCGACCCAGUCGUCGGCCGAGACAACGCCCUUUACGUCGUCAUUGGCUUCCAAGCUGCGAAAAAAGCCAGGCGAUUCGACACUAGGGAGUGGAAGCGCCUCGUCGAUAUGGGCGACCUGCAGGAAGUGAAACAGAUGGUUGAAAGGUACCUCAAAGAGAUAACUAGCACGGCGACAGAGAAGGCGCCUGCCUUCGAGCGGAUGCCGACGACUCCGUGGGCUAUCCUCAACGCUCCUCAGUCCAAAAGCAUCGAUUAA